AUGGGCUCAGCUUUCGUUGGUCAUUGUAGAGUGAGACCAACCACCACUCAAAUACAACCUCAACCUCAAGCUAAUAAUCCACCACAGCCAAAUGAACCUCCUCAAAAUCGCCACCAAAUGCAAACUAGGGCCAAAAACAACAUCCUCAAACCCAAUCAAAAAUUCAGUCUUGCUGUGGCACUUUCCAGGGAACCCUCCACCGUAGCUCAGGCUUUAAAAGAUAAACGUUGGAGAGGUGCCAUGUCUACUGAGUUUGAUGCUCAAAUGGCAAACUGUACGUGGAAUCUAGUGCCUCCAAAUGCGGCUCAGAACGUUGUUGGAUGCAGGUGGGUAUAUACGACAAAAUAUUUCUCAAUUGGUGAAUUGGAACGAUACAAGGCCCGUCUUGUUGCCAACGGUUUUUAUCAGAAACAAGGUGUUGAUUACUCGGAGACUUUUAGUCCCGUGGUUAAGUCAACCACUCUCCGGAUUGUACUUGACAUUGCGGUUCAAAAGUCUUGGCCCAUCAAACAAUUCGAUGUCAACAACGCGUUUCUCCAAAGCGAUCUCACAGAAGAGGUGAAUAUGUCUCAGCCUCCGGGGUUUGUUGACCGUGAUCAUCCUGAUUAUGUGUGUCGACUUCUCAAACCUAUUUAUGGCCUUAAGCAAGCACCUAGGGCGUGGUACACAUCUCUCAAACAAUACCUUCUCCAAAUUGGAUUUGUUAACUCUUUAGCGGAUACAUCUCUUUUCAUUAGGAGUCACGGCAAUCACUACACUUACAUUCUGGUAUAUGUCGAUGAUAUAAUUGUUACUGGGAGUGAUUUUUCGCAGGUCCGAGAGGUUCUCUCUUCCUUUGCUGAUCAUUUUUCUAUCAAGGAUCCAGUAGAUCUUCACUAUUUUCUCGGCAUUGAAGCUACUAGGACACCUCAAGGCUUACACAUGAUGCAACGAAAGUACAUCCUCGAUCUCUUGGCGAAGACAAACAUGACUGAUGCCAAACCAGUCAUGACGCCUCUUGCUACUCAUAAAAAAUUGACUCUUGAUGGUGGCACAAUACUCGCUGAUGCCACUCAAUUUCGAUCCAUCGUUGGGAGUCUCCAAUAUCUUGCGUUCACGCGUCCGGAUAUCUCUUACGCCGUGAACCGACUCUCUCAAUUCAUGCACCGACCAACUGAUGCUCACUUACAAGCAGCUAAACGUGUGUUACGUUAUUUGGCCGGCUCCGCAACUCAUGGUAUUUUUCUUCGUGCUAGAUCACCAUUGUCCCUCCAUGCCUUCUCCGACGCUGAUUGGGCAGGUGACAGGGUUGACUAUGUCUGCACCAAUGCUUAUGUCAUCUAUCUCGGCAGUAAUCCGGUGUCUUGGAUAUCCAAGAAGCAACGAACAAUUGCUCGGUUGUCAACUGAAGCGGAAUACAGAGCGGUAGCUAACACUGCGUCUGAAGUUCGAUGGAUCUGCUUUCUCUUAACAGAACUCGGUAUACGUCUCCCCUUAACUCCGGUUAUAUAUUGCGACAAUGUGGGAGCAACUUAUCUAUGUGCCAAUCCCGUUUUUCACUCAAGGAUGAAGCACGUCGCUCUCAAUUACCACUUCAUACAGAACCAAGUUCAAACUGGCAUUCUUCGAGUCUCAUGUUUCAACACAUGA
Molecule: messenger RNA, 1629 nt
Organism: Microthlaspi erraticum
Lineage: Eukaryota; Viridiplantae; Streptophyta; Magnoliopsida; Brassicales; Brassicaceae
Source: the annotation of a GenBank genome assembly